UCAUCGAGCAAAACUCCAUCAUCUUCCAAAUUUGUUUCAAAAGAAUCAUCUAGUGUAACUGGGCAAACCAGCUCUUCAGAUCUUAAUCACAGCUCAAUUGCAACCCUGAAACUUGAAUCCAGCUCGAGUAUCAAAGAUACUUCUGUUACUUCAACUCAAGAGUCAACCGACUAUACAACAAUAUAUGCGCCAACAACAUCAACGGUUACUAUAACCUCCUGCAGCAAAGGCAAUUGUCAUACUUCAACUGUACCUACUGGAAUUACUGUAGUUACAGUAACCGACAAAACACAAGUCACUACGUAUACAACAUACUGCCCAAUAACAGAAGUUGUACCUAUUACGACUUCAUCAUCUUCUGUUGAGGUUAUUUCACUGUCUGAAUUCUCGAAUUCUGCCUUAACUACGUCUUCAGUGGUUAGUUCUAUUGUUACGAGUACUCAUCUUUCUUCAGAAAGUUAUAGUACCUCUUUAUCCAAGUCUACUAGAACCAGUGAAUUUUCCAAGUCUUCGCUGUCAUCAUUGAAGUCCUCUAAAACAAAAGAAAAGUCAUCUCGGAUUGAAAGUACUAGUAUAACAGUAACAUCAGAACUGGCAUCUGCAACUACUACUGACCACUUACCUACAACGUCGACUAUCACAAUAACUUCUUGUAACGGGAAUAGUUGUACUACAUCCGCAAUUGAGACUGGUAUCAGUAUUGUAACUAUUACGAACGAGUCAGGAACUACUAGCUAUACGACAUACUGUCCUUUGACGACAACAUCCCAUCUCGAACUGUCAGCAACACAAUCAAACUCGAUUCAGUCUUCUGCCGAGUCUUCACCCAGUACUGAAUCUGUAUCAGUAACCUCCGAAGAAAUUUCCACUAGUCCAUCACCAUCAUCUUCUGUUGAAUAUACUUCAUUGCAAGAAAGUUCAAAUUCUUAUGAAACCAAAUCUGAAAGUAAAGGCACGAUAUUAUUGACAUCUAGUUAUAAUACCGAAGACGUUACUAUCACUUUGACAAAAGAAAUUACAUCAACUUCAUGUGCCAAUCAACAGGACUGCUCAACCACAAUAUUAUCUACAGUUGUGACUUCAACUUCCUCCUUCAUACUACCUUCAUCGUCGCUUAACUCUUAUUCACGUCCUUCGUCUAUUGCAAUAGAGUCAAGCUAUGAGGGUUUGGCAUGGAGUGGAAAACCAAUAUCCACCAUUAAUGCAAUAUUGCCAGUUGUCUUUGCCUUCUUUUCCUUAUUUUAG
Molecule: messenger RNA, 1245 nt
Organism: Debaryomyces fabryi
Lineage: Eukaryota; Fungi; Ascomycota; Pichiomycetes; Serinales; Debaryomycetaceae
Gene: PGA18
Product: Pga18p
Exons: 1
Source: RefSeq, a predicted model, not a curated record